ACCAGCCAACAUGAAAAAGAAGCGGCCGCUGCACGACGCAGAAGACAGGUUUUUGUCCUUUUAAAUUGAGGAGCGACGUGACCCUCAGCACAGUCCCAAGCUCACAGCCGCCAGACCUUCCACCUUGUCAAUCAUGAACACGUGCAUUCUCCUCGUGGUGGCCGUUGCCGCCUGCCUUGUGCCCUCAGCAAUGUCCGCCUGCAACUCCAGGCAGCUUGACAACCUGGAAAAGCAGCUGACAAUUUGUGGCAGGAAUCUUCCGGUCCAGCAAUACGGCGGCUCCUGGCAGUGGUCUCGCAGCGUCACAAGCACCAUGAAAAAGGAGUCAACUUGCAAUUUGAACAACGCCCCAGACCACUUCCAGGCCGCCUUGGAGAACAGCAACAUCGGCAAGGCUAGCGUGGACCGCGCUGUGACCUGCAUCAAAAACGCCAUUCGCUACAGCGUUUGCUGUUGAGAGAAUCGGAGACGGUUGCCGAGGAAUAAAG
This is a messenger RNA of Thrips palmi, 488 nucleotides long. RefSeq lists its product as uncharacterized. Bases 134 to 457 code for a protein of 107 amino acids. The record is from RefSeq and is a predicted model, not a curated record. Lineage: Eukaryota; Metazoa; Arthropoda; Insecta; Thysanoptera; Thripidae. The transcript has 2 exons.